Molecule: messenger RNA, 873 nt
Organism: Lasiodiplodia theobromae
Lineage: Eukaryota; Fungi; Ascomycota; Dothideomycetes; Botryosphaeriales; Botryosphaeriaceae
Product: Exo-beta-glucanase
Exons: 4
Coding region: 1-873 (290 amino acids)
Source: RefSeq, a predicted model, not a curated record
AUGGUCUCCCUCCGCAUCUUGGCCCUCGUAGCUCCACUCCUUUCCCUGACUCACGCUGUCCCCUACCCCUCUGACGCUGUCGCUUCCGCUGAGUUCAAGUCUGCGACCUACGAUGGCGAUGCUACGCCCACUGUCACCUCCCACGACCCUGCGACCAUGGUCCGCCGCACCACUGGAGGUGUUGUUACUGGAGCCGCUGCCGUCGCCAGCAUCAACAACCGCGACGGUAUCGGCGCUGGCAAGGACAGCUACACCUUCUACAAGGGCGACGGCUCUCCCGGUGCUGGCUGGCCUACCAAGGACAAGUGGGUCUCGUUCGAAGACAUGUGGAACAACAACAAGCAGAAGAUCCUGUCCAAGUCCUGCAGCUACAACAGUUGGGGCGCUGAAAACUCUGCCGCUGAGAUGCAGGGAAUCUACGACGCCAUCCAGAAAAUUGCCGUCGAGACUAAGGUUGACCACCGCUUCAUCCUGGCCAUCGUCGUCCAAGAGUCCAAGGGUUGCGUUCGCGUCCCCACUACCGGCAACGCCGACCCCAACAUCUUCAACCCUGGUCUGAUGCAGUGCCACAGCGGUGAUACUAGCUGUGCCAACAAGAACCCGUGCCCCAACUCCUCCAUCUUGUCAAUGAUACGUGAGGGUACGGCCGGCACUCCUAAAGGCGAUGGUCUUGCGCAGGUUAUCAACCAGGCCCAAAAGACCUUCUCCACCAGUGAUGCCCGCGCCUUCUACGCUGCAGCCAAGUACUACAACGGCGGCUCCAUUCCGCCCAGCAACAAUCUUGAGGAUGGCUGUUGCACGCGCUGCUACUCCAGCGAUGUCGCUAACCGCCUUACCGGCUGGACCUCUGCUACCACCAAGUGCAACCUUUGA